Molecule: messenger RNA, 4374 nt
Organism: Quercus robur (English oak)
Lineage: Eukaryota; Viridiplantae; Streptophyta; Magnoliopsida; Fagales; Fagaceae
Product: protein SPA1-RELATED 2
Exons: 8
Coding region: 377-3619 (1080 amino acids)
Biological process (GO): photomorphogenesis
Molecular function (GO): protein binding
Source: RefSeq, a predicted model, not a curated record
CUCAAAAUUCAAAAUUGUGAAGUGAGAGUGAGUUUUAGAGAGAGAGAGAGAGAGAGAGAGAGAGAGAAGAAAGAUAUUUAUUACUAGUAUUUUCCAUUAUCAUCUUCAUCAAGCUAGGGCUUUUGCUCUCGAGUGAAUUUCCGAUUUUGCCCCUACUCGACCUUCAUACUUAAACCCGAAUUGAAAGAGCUAGGCGGUGAAGCGCUUUCGUUUCGUUUGGGUUCAAAUUCGAAUAGCUGCUGGAUAAUACUAGCAGUUGCUCUCAGGAGAAAAUGAGAAGAAAAAAAAACUGAAUAGUUUAUCUGGGGUUUGACUGAACAAAUCCCAUUUUAUUGUGCAAGCCAAAAUUUGACUGGAUGAGGUUAGUUUGGAUGCCAUGGACCAAGGAUUGGGUGACGAAGUGACUCCUUUAGGUGCGGAAGAGGGUGUUCGCUUCCAACGCAAGGAGAGCGAGUAUUCUCUGAAACCUGAAAGCUGUGACAUGUUGGGACCCCGGGAAAUGUUUAUACCUGUAGAGGGUGACUAUUCCCAGGACCCAGCUGAGGAAUUUGCAGCUCAAGAGGGUAAGAUUCUAUAUAGGAGCAUGGACAAUGUGAAUGGAUCUGAACAACCCCAUGCUAGUUCUGGUGUUUUGGAUGAUGCCGGUGUCAUGGUUGAAGAGUUGAGAGUGACCAAUUACAAUGGCUCGAACUUAGCUAUUGUUGGUACAUCAAACUAUCGAGAAAGAAUGCAGGGUAAGCAGAGCCAAUGGCAGCAUCUUUAUAAGCUUGCGGGUGGAUUGGGAAGUGGGAGUUCAUGUGGUGACACUAUGUACAGGGAUAAUAGUCAGACACUGUCGAGUUUCUGGGAGGAUAUGGAUUGCACGCCACUCGCAGAGUUAUCUGCUCAAAAACCUUGUGCUGAUGAUCAUAAUGAUAUGAUGGAGCAGUUGAAAAGUGCUGAAAAAAAAGGGGCUUCAGGGAUUAAUCAUGGGGGCAUUCGGACAAAGAUUUUAUCUAAAUCAGGGUUCUCUGAGUUUUUUGUUAAACAGACGUUGAAGGGUAAAGGGAUCAUAUGUAAAGGACCACCUCGUGAUGGCUUUCCUGCUGAGUCCAAAGACCAGAAUAAUUUGAAGGUUGCCAGUAGUACUGUGGCGGCUUCUGAUAUAUCACCAUCUCUGGCUCCCAAAACUGUGAUGCCUUCUACUGAUGUUAUUGCUGCAUUGCCUUCUCCUGAUGGUAUUUCUGGGCCCCGAACUGGUGGUUCUGAUCAUGGCGGAGUUAGUUUGAGACAAUGGCUGAAAGUUGGGCAUCAAAAAGCAAGUAAAUUUGAGCGUUUGUAUAUAUUUAGACAGAUUGUGAAUGUGGUCGAUUAUUAUCACUCUCAAGGAACUGCCUUGAAGGACUUACGGCCCUCUUGUUUUAGGUUAUUGCCAUCAAAUAAGGUUAAGUUUGUUGGUUCACCUGUCCGUAGAGAAAUGUUAGAGAGUGCUAUGGAUCAAAAUACUCUUCAGUCAGAUAGUUUCCUUGUAAGAAAAAGGCCUAUGAAGCAGAUAAUGCUCCCGCCUGCUGCUUUAUAUGCAAAGAAACUAAAGUUCAGCGAGAAUAAAAACUUUAUUGGGCAGUGGCAUCAAUACCCUUCAAUACCUGGCUACAAAUGUGAAACUGCAUAUGAUAGCAAUGCCAAUAUUACUUGUCCUCGGGAUUCUUGUACUGAAUAUAAUGAAGAUAACCUAACUACACAAUGUGAAACUCAGAGCAAGUCUAGCAGUAGCAGCCCUUUUACAUCUAGUAUAGCUCAGCAGCAGUUGGCUUCUCUUGGUGACCAGUUGGAAGAGAAAUGGUAUACAAGUCCGGAGGAGCCCAGUGAGGGAGGCUGCACAAUCUCUUCAAAUAUCUACUGUCUGGGUGUUGUUCUUUUUGAGUUACUUGGUCGUUUUGACUCAGAAAAAACGCAUGCUGCAGCCAUGUCAGAUCUGUGUUAUAGAAUUCUUCCGCCAGAGUUUUUAUCAGAAAAUACCAAGGAAGCUGGAUUCUGUCUUUGGCUACUUCAUCCUAAACCUUCUUCCCGCCCAACAACCAGGGAAAUUCUACAAUCUGAAAUGACUAAUGGAGCAAAGGAGGUUUCUGCAGAAGAAUUAUCAUCAUCCAUGGAUCAAGAUGAUGCUGAAUCGGAUUUACUAUUGCAUUUCCUGGCUUUGUUGGACGAGCACAAGCAGAAGGAUGCUUCCAAGUUAGUAAAAGAAAUUAGGUGCUUAGAAAAAGAUAUCGAAGAGGUUGAGAGGAGGCACAAUAUAAAAAACCCAUUGUCUCAUGUGUGCUUGCACAAUGACUCCCUCAGUAGAAAGGAGAAUAAGUUCCUUCACAAAGAACCAUCAAGUUUGGAGGUGCUUUCUCAAUCAUCCCCUGUAUCCAAUACAAAUGACUUGGGGUUGAUGAGGAAUAUCAGUCAUCUUGAAAGUGUUUAUUUCUCCAUGAGAUCCAAAGUUCAGCUCUCUGAAAGUGAUGCCACAGCACGUGCAGAUAAGGAUUUGUUGAGAAAGCGUGAGAACUGGUAUUUGGCCCAAAAGGAUGAAGAAAAACAGAUUUCUAUUGAUCCCUUAGGAGACUUCUUUGAUGGUUUGUGCAAAUAUGCUCGUUAUAGUAAGUUUGAAGUGCGUGGGAUACUAAGAAACGGGGAUUUCAAUAGUUCUGCAAAUGUAAUUUGCUCUCUCAGUUUUGACCGGGAUGAAGACUACUUUGCUGCUGCUGGAGUGUCCAAGAAAAUAAAGAUAUUUGAAUUUAAUGCACUCUUUAAUGAGUCUGUCGAUAUUCAUUAUCCAGUAAUUGAGAUAUCAAAUAAAUCAAGGCUCAGUUGCGUUUGCUGGAACAACUAUAUCAGGAACUAUCUGGCUUCAACUGAUUAUGAUGGUGUAGUGAAGUUAUGGGAUGCAAGUACUGGUCAAAUGUUUUCUCAAUUCACGGAGCAUUCAAAGAGGGCUUGGUCUGUUGACUUUUCUCAAGCAUGUCCAACAAAGUUGGCUAGUGGAAGUGAUGAUUACUCGGUGAAACUGUGGAGCAUUACUGAGAGAAACUGCUUAGAUACGAUCAGGACCAUUGCAAAUGUCUGCUGUGUUCAGUUUUCUCCUCAUUCCUCACAUUUGCUGGCCUUUGGGUGUUCUGAUUAUAGAACUUAUUGCUAUGAUCUUCGGAAUACUAGAACCCCCUGGUGUGUAUUGGCUGGCCAUGACAAAGCUGUUAGCUAUGCGAAAUUCUUGGACUCUGAAACACUUGUUUCUGCAUCCACCGACAAUACAUUAAAGCUUUGGGAUCUCAAAAAAAGCAGUCCUAGUGGCCUGUCCACUCAUGCUUGCAACAUCUUAACCCUUAGUGGGCAUACUAACGAGAAGAAUUUUGUGGGUUUAUCUACUGCUAAUGGUUACAUAGCAUGUGGUUCAGAAACAAAUGAGGUUUAUGCUUAUCAUAGAUCUCUAUAUAUGCCUAUUACUUCCCAUAAGUUUGGCUCCAUUGAUCCUAUCUCUGGGAAAGAGACUGAUGAUGAUAACGGGCAGUUUGUUUCAAGUGUUUGCUGGAGAGGGAAAUCAGACAUGGUGGUUGCUGCCAGUUCAAGUGGGUGUAUAAAAGUGUUGCAGUUGGUUUGAGGAAAAUUGAACUGUUUGAGACCAAGGAUUUGUAGUCUUCUAUGGCUUUUUUGCGGCUCAUGUGACCCCAAGGUUUUCUGGGGGAUUGUUCAUAGCAGAAACCAUAAUUUUGCACAGACAAAUACUGAGAAUCCGAAGAAUUCUUCAGCUCAAGUUGAUCAUGUGACGGGCAUAACUGGUUGAAAAUACUGGUUGUGCAACAUUUCAGCCCUAAAACAUCUUUGAAGAGAAGCCAGUCAGAUUGUGACAACUGAUUCCAGGUCUCCAAAGUGGAAGAUUGAGAUGCAAGAAUGAUAAAUUAAAACGCUUAAAACCAACUAUCAUUUCGCCAUUGAUAGAAGAGGCCUGAGCUACUGCUUUAAGAUUUAAAAUGAUUGAUUGAGAUAGACAUGAAUUCCGAACUAGUGGAUUCAAGAUAAAAAGUAGGAUUUUGGGAACAGCUGUGUCAGUUGAAACAAAUAUAUCUAUUUUUGCACUUGCUCCUCAGAACAAUGCAGAUUUGUUUUGCAGUCCUGAACUCCUUGUAUAAGUUUUCGGUGAAGGACUAGCCUUUGUUAACUGACUAGUUUGUUCAAAGACAGCGCAGAAGCAUUGUUCAUACUGACAAGAAAUUCGUUAUUGAGUUGUAAUUAAGAAAUUAUUGUCCAAAGUAGGAAUCUGCUAUUGUAUAUUUUCUAAAAUUUGAUGUAUAUGGUUAUUUUUUUAUAAAAGAUCUGACAAGAUAUCCUGUCUCAUGAGUUUUUCUUUUUUCCCAA